This is a messenger RNA of Penicillium taxi, 1032 nucleotides long. Its product is annotated as ribonuclease H2 catalytic subunit RNH201. Lineage: Eukaryota; Fungi; Ascomycota; Eurotiomycetes; Eurotiales; Aspergillaceae. The coding region runs from base 1 to 1032 and encodes 343 amino acids. Gene Ontology annotation, molecular function: RNA binding; RNA-DNA hybrid ribonuclease activity. The record is from RefSeq and is a predicted model, not a curated record. The transcript has a single exon. Gene Ontology annotation, cellular component: ribonuclease H2 complex. Gene Ontology annotation, biological process: DNA replication, removal of RNA primer; mismatch repair.
AUGGCGAAAGACACUUCUUCUAAUGAGACAUACCAGGAUGACAUGUCCUUUAUUCCCCCAAGUGUAAUCUCGGAUCGUUUGCUUUCUGGGGACUCUUACGCAUACUAUACGCCCUGUCCAGCCGCCAUUACUACCCGCGCUACAACAUCAACUGGAGAGGCCGUGGAAAGCACCUCAUGCGUACUCGGUGUUGACGAGGCUGGCCGUGGGCCAGUACUAGGCCCCAUGGUCUACGGUGCCUUCUAUUUGCCAAUCGAUCUUCACCUCUCUCUUCUGGCUCAAGAGCAUAGCUUUGACGAUAGUAAGGUUCUCACUCCUGCUGUGCGCGCCAAUUUGAUGCGACUGCUCAACACUCCCGGCCAAACUCUUUACGAGUCCUGUGGAUAUGCUAUCAAGGUCCUUUCUGCUCGUGAUAUUUCUGCGGGAAUGAUGAAACCAAAGACGGCCGUGUACAACUUGAACGCUCAGGCGAUGGAUGCUACCAUCGAAAUCAUUCGUGGGGUUGUGGAAGACCGUCAAGUUGAUGUACGAGAGGUCUAUAUCGAUACCAUUGGUAACCCUGCCACGUACCAGCAGAAGCUGGAAAAAAUAUUCCCCACUAUGAAAAUAACCGUGGCUAAGAAAGCGGACUCUUUAUAUCCGUGUGUGAGUGCUGCUAGUGUUGCAGCCAAAGUUACGCGUGAUGUUGCCCUGGAAGUUAUGUAUGAGGAUGUGCUUCGCGCACAACAACUUGAAACAAAUUCCAUAGCCCCCGAGGGAUGGGGUAGUGGUUAUCCUUCAGAUUCCAAGUGUGUCGGCUGGCUUCGACGGAACAUGGACCCUGUCUUCGGUUGGGGUAAUGAGUGUCGAUUUAGUUGGGGCACAGCGAAGGAGAUGCUCGAGAAUAAAGGAGGAGCACGAAUUGACUGGCCAGAUGAUGAUGAAGAGGGAGCAGGUCGGCUCAACGAGUUCUUGUUAUCUGGCUCAGGAAAAAGCGCAGGCCAAAAUGGAUUGCGGGAUUGGUACGGAUCCAGACAAGCUGAAAUUAUAUGA